Molecule: messenger RNA, 2625 nt
Organism: Topomyia yanbarensis
Lineage: Eukaryota; Metazoa; Arthropoda; Insecta; Diptera; Culicidae
Gene: dup
Product: DNA replication factor Cdt1
Exons: 2
Coding region: 237-2381 (714 amino acids)
Biological process (GO): mitotic cell cycle; DNA replication checkpoint signaling; DNA replication preinitiation complex assembly
Cellular component (GO): nucleus
Molecular function (GO): DNA binding; DNA polymerase binding
Source: RefSeq, a predicted model, not a curated record
UUUUUAAUCGAUUGUGGCAACGACAGUUUAUAGGAAUGCAUUUCGCUGCAGUCGGAUUCGAAUUGGAGGGAAAACCGUUCAUUUGACCAUCAUAUUCUCAUUAAAAUCUGUCAUAAGUACCCAAGCGAUUAAAGUGCUAGCAGGAAGAGUGACGCGUUCCAGUGAAAAUUGGUUAAAUUUUAAUGGAUUAGGCAUUUAGAAGUGUCAUCAAGUUAACGUUGAAGAUCUAGAACAAAAUGUCCCAGCCAACAGUAGCAGCAUACUUCAACGCACGAAAGCGUGCAGCAGCUGACGAAAUAGGCGCCGCUACUCGCAAUAAGGUAUUGGUUCUCGAACACUCGGCAUAUGAAUCUAAUCAGGAACAGUUAAUGGCUUCUGGCCGAGUUGUUUUUGCCAAUACUAAAAAUUUUCUUCCCAAGAAUGCUGCUGCUAGCUCAGAUGUGGAAUCAAACGUCGGAAAUGAUUCGGAAGCAAAACGUAUUACGCGGGCUACCAGAGCCAUACGACGCAUCGGAGCGGUGACCGUUAAUGAAAAGACGAGAGAGAUGCUUGAACAGCCGAAGUUGGUCAACUUUUUCAAAAAAGGUGCGCUUUCUCCCAGAAAGAAACCAACGAUUACUAGACAGGAAAUCUCAGCUGAGGCGAAGAAUGUAUCCAAAGCGGCCACUUCAUCUACGGCUGAGUUUUUAACUAAAAACAAUGUAAAUAAUGUCGAGAGAGGAACCAAAACACCAACCAAAAAGGUUGCAUCCAAUCUAGGGAGUGGUUCAGUUCCAAAUAUCAGCAAUAUGAGUGUGGAAGAGACCAGAAACAAGCUAAGUCGAAGCGCUCGAUUAGCCGACCUUAAGACAUCGCUGAACAAAAUGCGCGGUGGGUUGGAGAAACUGGACAGAUUGAAGAGCGAACGGUUAGAUACUAACAAGAAGCCGUUAGUUCCACCAAGUCCGAAGACGGCAGCCCGCAACUUGAAAGAAUUUCAAACCCUUGAAGUUGAGGUGCCCGUGAGUCCACAGAAACCCUUCAUGUCUCCGACAAAAACAUUGCAUCGCACCCCGACUAAGGCCAGCCAUAGCUCGCUGAUGUCCCCUACGAAGAACGUUACACCAAAGCGACUAUCCGCGCUCAUGAGUCCAAUUAAGGAACCAUCGCCUACUCCGAUUAUGGCAAGUCCUACAAAACUACCGGCUUACCAGCGUUUCCAACACCUGACCGAAACCGGCCGUCCAACUCUUCAACUACCCUACAAAUAUCGUUGCCUGGGUGAGCUUUUCAAGUGUAUCGAUACAGUAUGUGCUAUGUAUCACAACCGGAAGGAGCAGAUAACGUUCAAGAAGCUGAAACCUGCCGUGCAGAGAAUGGCCCGCAAGAAUCUAUACGAAAGCCAUCUGGCACAAAUCAAAACCCUAUUCCCGGAGGCUUUUGCAAUUAGUCUGGAAUUGACAAAGAAUUAUGGAUCGGCUACCAAACAUGAAACCUAUCAGCUUGUCAUCAAACCGAACGUAAAAGAGAAAGCCGUUCCUGCAAAAUUGUCAGACGAAGACUCUAACGUCAUUCGAAGCGCCCAGAAUCAGUCCAUGAACCCUCAAGUAAUGAUCGAACGUUUGCAUAAAUUCAAUCGUUUGCUCCUGCAGAAAGCCAUGGACGCGCACCAAAAAUUUCUUCUCGAUCUAGACCCACCGAUGAGGAUUCCACGCGAGAAACUAACAUGCUGGCAUCCGGACUUUAAUCUGGAAAGUUGCCCGGAUAUUGAACAAGCUGAACUUCCUCAACCACCUAACGUGGAACGGUUCUCGUCGGCUAAAGAUGUACUUUCAGCGUCACGCAACCUUUUCAACUGUAGCACAGCCAUGGAACGCGCUCUCGAACGACUGGAGGAAAAGAAACGUCAAACUACCGGUGCUGCGCCAAUCACUUCCACAACAAACAUAGCUUCCCCGCUGCAAGUGGAAAAGGGGAAAAUCGAACAUCCUUACCACGCCGGUCUAAAGAAUGUUCCUAAGUCCUUGCUGGAAAAAAUCCGCGCUAAGCAAGCGGCCAAAGCGUUAGACCAAAUGACACGACGACCCUCAAUCGAGCAAGAAGCCAUCAAAUAUGGUCGCCUUCCGGAACUAGCACGACACCUGCGGAAUGUGUUUGUAACGGAGCGCAAAAGUGUGCUACCGCUGGAAAUCGUACUGGUUAAGAUAGAAAACAGCUACCGCGGCAGAUUGACCUUGAAGGAGUUGGAGGAGCACCUGAAAAUGAUCGCCCAAAUUGCAUCCUUCUGGCUAACGCUGACUGAGGUCCGGAAGACCAUGUAUGCUAAAAUUGUAAAAGACUACGAUAUGACCAAAGUGAUCGAACCACUAGAGAAAAAGGCGAAUGAACUGCUAAACGGUUGAUCGAUUGGUGGAAAAUUUUACUACAUUUGUGAGACUAUUUUUAAUCAUGAAAUAUUUGGUUUUCUAAGCAUGAAAACAUCUUUUGUCAUUCUUUUUUUCUUCUUCAUUAUUACUACCAGUUGAUUGAUUGUUAGCUUUUCUAUUGAUUGCUGUUUUUACCAUACAAUAGAUUAUUCAAAAGUUUAUGUAGCAUCCUUUGAAAAUGUUCGUGUUUUAGAUAAUAAAGCGAUGUAGUUGGAGCCCA